CUCUCAACAUGGCUGAUAAAAUCAAGACCUCGCCGGUCCCAAUCCCCGAGGGAACUCUGCGGGAGCUUUCUCGAGACCUAGCUGGCGUCAUUCCGGAUUUUUCAACAACAGAGCCCGCUCUUGGUGUCAAAGGCCUACAUGCUGUUCUCGAGCCAUUAUUUGCGACGGCGGACUCACCUGAUCUUUCUCAAUCUUAUCGCGCGGCGGCGUACAACAUACUCUGUGCCAUCAUCGAUAGAUGCCAGUCUUCCACCACACAGUAUGCACGUGAUGCACUCCUGGACGACACCAUCUGGAACCGCCUCUUCAACAUCUACCUCACACGCUCCGACAAUGCCAAAAGCAAAUCUAUCCGACAGGUAUUGCUCACCUUGACCAACGUCUUACUUAAGAAUCCAGGCGAGCAAUCAUCCCUGUUACAGACCAGAGCAGUCGAGGUAUUCCUCGAUAUCAUAUGCGAGCGUCAAGACCGUGUGAGGGUAAAGCCUGCGCUGCAGGGAUUAUCCCACUUCCUCCAAAAAAGUGUCGUCACUCCAUCCCAGCUUGUCGAGAGCUAUGCGGACUUGCUCAAACGGUCACCUCUCAAAGCCUCUAACGCGCAGACUGCAAGUUUCCAAUCGUUGUUCAAAACAUUCCUGGCAUGGAUUGUUCAUCACGACACAUCCCUAUCUGCUGGACACGUCAUAAGGAACUUCCUAGCACAGUAUCGUCAAUCUCUACAAACCGUCAAUCCGGAUGCCGAGGAAAAGUCUAUCGCUUUUUGGAUCGAGCCAGUCGUGGAAACGUUACGCGUUUGGUCCGAUCGUAAACAAGAGUUCAAGACUCACGUUUUUCCGUAUUGCUUUCAACCGCAUAUGAAGGAAUAUCUUCAGUUCCUUAAUUAUCUGCAAUUUGAUCGCUAUGUCGCUUCUACGAGUAGCUUGCCGUCCCAGCUCAAGUCUCUGAGUUUGGUAGAGAAUUCCCAGGCGAAUGGCAGCCCUGAAGAAUUUCGAUUACUUCUUGCUGCUAUUGAAACUGGUAAAGAGCUGGGUAUUGUCAAGGAUGUCGACUAUCGACUUAGUAACUCGAUUGAGGUACACCAAAAUACCAUCAGUAUACCCGACAGUAUCUUCGGGGGCUGGCUGUCCCACCCAGAGCCGGAAGUCAGACUCGCCGGAUUGUACUUGUGCGUUGUCUCUUCGGCAGCCACUCGUCCCGUCACUGGUGGCGUUUUCAGUGCACUCAAAAAGAACAUCAUUCAUCUCCACGCUGAUUCGGAUGCGAACUUCCGUCGAGAGCUUCUCAGCUAUGUGCAGAAGCUGUUUGAUCGCCUGCGAGGAAGUACCGCGACACUUGCGAGACAAGCUGCCAAAACAAAGACUUCUGGCAGCGAGCGAUUGCCGUUUCCGAAAGAGGCCACCGAGGCUUCAAGUUCAAGCCAUGCCUCCCAAUCACAAGACCCAUUGCUGGACUCGCUGCGAUUCAUCACAUGGUAUCUUCGAGUCUUAGAGUGGGACCUGCGGUUGGAAGCUUCCUAUCAGCGGCGCAUAACAGCAGUAAGGGCACUCAUCGUCGUGCUCAAAUCCGGCAUCGAUCCUCGCGUGCCUCGCCAUUUACUUUCUAAGGGAGCACAGAGCCAAUUGAGCUGGGUGCACGGUUUGUCAAUCCCCAAUCCGACGCUAUUCAGAUCACUCUUAGAUUUGAUGCUUGAUCCCUUUGAUGAUAUCAGAGACGCUUCAGUAUCAGCGCUACAGCUAUGCUUGGAAGCAUCCCCGGAUGCCGAAAGAAAAGCAGCACUCGCCAAGCUACCAGGUUUCAUCAAUCGCGCAGAAGCGAUGAUGUUGCGGACUGGUCGCGCUGAUCAAGCAGAUGGUGUUGCGAGGGCUUACUCCUUGUAUUUCUCAAGUAGUUCCCAGAUCACUGGCAAUGACAGCGGCCUCCAAUCUGGCCUAACUACGAAAUUCGCGAUUCUGACCCACCUCAAUAAGCAACUGAAAGAAACUUUGGCAAUCGCCACUGAGAAUCUUUCGGAAGCUGUCAACGGCCGUCCGGUUCAUGGGACAUUUGCAGCGAUAAGUUAUAUUCUUGAUCAAGAAAAUUUCUACAGUGAUGUUGAUACCUUAUCGACGGAGGAAUUUGGUACAUGGCGGGAUAUUCAUGAUCAAGUUCUCAAAGGCGUAGAGUCUCUGUGGUCCUGCGUUUGGAAUAUAUUAUGUGCGGACGCCCCUGAAGGUCAUGUUCCAGAAGACCUAGAAGAGGAAGUAAGCCUGGACACAAAAGAGAUUCUCAGCUAUUCAUGGAGAGGCUUGAAAGAAGCUAGUGUUUUUCUGCGCGUGCUCAUCACGAAAUGUCCCAUCAGAAAGGAUCAGCGUGCACUUCUUGACAUAGAAAAGGUUGAGAAGUAUGGCAAUCUUUGUUUUAACCAACUAGUCGAGCUUCGUCAUCGUGGCGCGUUCUCGACGGUUGCGCAGACUUUCUCGGCGUUUUGCCGUCGCUGCGCUUCUUCUGAGGAGCCCGCGCUCCGUGCACUGCCAGAAAAGUGGUACAUGGAGACGCUUGCCACUAUCCAAGCAAAAGCAGAUACGAUUACCAGAAGAUCCGGAGGUCUGCCUGCUCUUAUGACGGGCAUUGUAGCAGCAGAGCCACAACCUGGAGGAAAACUGUUUUCCCGAGCAAUGCAGGAUCUAGUCAAGGAAGCUUCUCAAGACGCAGAGAGCUCAAAUAUUGAAGAAAGUCGACUUCCCCAAGUGCAUGCGCUGAACUGUAUCAAGGACUUCUUCAUGUCUUCGCGGCUGAGUGUUGCAUCUGAAGCGUACCUAGGAGAAGGCGUAGAGCUCGCUGCAAGAACCUUGAAUUCCAAAAUAUGGCCCAUCCGAAAUUGCAGUCUCAUGCUCUUCAAAGCCUUGAUUGAGCGUCUGCUCGGUAGCGAUGAAGCACAGGACUGGAAAGAGCGCGAAGGUGUGCGGUCAUCACGAUUCUCCUUCGACAGCUACCCGACCCUGAUCGGCAUCAUACAAAAUCUUCUUGAUCCCGAAGGUCCAUUGAAAGAAUCGUUAAAUACCCCUGACAGUAACUCGCCCAUGGAUCUGCACGGAGCGGAGGGAGUAUUCCCGGCGCUGCAGAUAUUGAGACAAGCAGCUCCUCCCGAGGAGAAUCGACCAGCCAUUCUGCAAUCAGUCACAAAGCUACUGGGCAGUCCGCAUUGGCAUAUGCGGGAUAUGGCUGCUAGAACGGUGACUACCCUGCACCAUCCGCAUGAGUAUCAACAGGCUAUCAAGACAUUGCUAGAAUGCUACGAUCAGCCGACCAAUACGCAGCAUGGAUCGUUGCUUGGUGCCAAGUAUAUGCUCAGAAGAUUGUUGCAAAGCCGAGUAGAACACCAGGUCCUUACGGCAACUAUAGGCAGCCUUGAUGAUGUAGCGGAGAAGCACAUGUCACGCAGAUGCCCACCAAAUAGGAGCGCGUUCCUAGAGCUCGUCGGCUCGUGCGGAGUAGCGAUGCUCAAUAUGCCCGUCAAUGUGGCUACGAGCGCGGCAUGGGCACAAUUGACACAUAAAAUCUCAAUUGGAUCAGAGUAUGAGCUUGGAGCUCAUUACGAAGCCAACAGUGCUCUUUUUGGGCAAUCUGUAGCGCGGGUGUUCUUCAUAGACCGGGUGCACUUCCAGUGUCACGAGCCGAAUGUUCCCUUGACCCAGGAUAUUGGAGAUGCUCUUGUAUUCCUCGCCAAAGACGAUGUCGACACUUGCUUAGUAUCUUUAGAUACGCUGGAUGAACUCGUUCAGUUAAAAUCACCCUGUGCGCCAGUCUGGCCACCACCUCAUCUUGUCCAAGGCUUAUUCCGACUCAUCCUCGAAACCAAACACAUCGAAGUCCUAUCCAAAGCGCAAGAAGUUCUAGCAGAUGCACUUCAACACUCCAACAACCUAACCUUCACAGAAGAAAAUGUCACACCAACGCUCUCAACCCUCGAAUCCCACUGCCUCAACAGCGCCCCAUCAAACAAACGAAGCGCACUCCGUCUCCUGGCCCACUUCGUUGAUCAAACACACUACCUCUAUCCCCAGCACCACCAAACCCUCUAUCCAUACAUCGCCCGCUACAUUCGCCUGCUCCGCCGCACAAUUAUCGACACAAACCCCUUUGACGACCGCUUCGCAGCCGUCCAAUCCAUAGCCUCGCUCCACCAUCUCUGGACCAUGCCACGCACUACUAACCCCACUAGCUCCCUCACACUCGGUCUCGCAUUCGUCCUCUACGACCUCCUCAACGACGACGACGAGGAGAUCAGAGACGCGGCUUCGACAGCUACCCUCCGCCUCAUCCACUCCUCCACCUCCACCCCUCUAGAACAACGUCAAGUCCCGAUCCUAACAUCGCACUAUCUCGCCUCUUUUCUAGUCAAGACGUUCCCCAUGCACCCGUUCCUGCAUAAAGAAGUCAUCCGUCGCCUCACGCUCUCCGAAUCCACUACUUCACUCACUCCAUUCUCAAAAACCCUGCAAUCUUCUCUCAACGACCCUGCAUCAUCAUCAUCUCCUCCUACCACCAACGACAGCAAUACAAGUGGAGCAGCACAGAGCGCAAACCUCCUCUUCGCGACCGAAAAGCAGAACCUAUACCACGAUGCCACGCUAGAUGCGCAACUCUGGUCUCGCGUGCUCUCGUCGAUUCCUCCAUCUUCCAUCUCUCCUCCUUUACGCGAAGAUCUAGCUCUAUGGACACACGACGCUCUACUCGCUCUUCUCACUGCCGCGCGGGAACAAGGAGAUGGCGGGCAGGCCUUGGGGUGGUGCUCCAAGAGUAACGGUGAUGUAUGUAGUCUCGGGCUCCGCGGGAUUUUCGUCGCGGGUGUUGUUGUGGGGUGGAGAGGCGGUUUAGCUGGUGGGAAGGCAGGGGAAGAGGUUAGGGUGUUGUUGGGGAAGUUGGCUGGGGCGGGUGCGCAGGGCGGUGCUGAAAUCGCCCCCAUCCACCUCCUGUGGACUCACAAAGCUACCUCCCUACUCCAAGAACACAUCUUGACCCUGUUGCGGGGCGUUAGUGGUGUUGCUGAUGAGCUUGGGUUUGGGCUUUGA
Messenger RNA from Periconia digitata, 5051 nucleotides. The record is from the annotation of a GenBank genome assembly. NCBI's taxonomy places the organism in Eukaryota, Fungi, Ascomycota, Dothideomycetes, Pleosporales, Periconiaceae.